AUGGCGCGUUCGAUAAACCACAACAACCAGAGUCAUGGUGUGCCAGGCGUCUUCUUUCGCUACGAUGUCUUCCCAGUGCGUGUGGAGGUUGAUGUGUCGGGUGGAGAUGGCGCUUCGAUAGUCCGACUGUUGGUUCGCCUCUCAGCCAUAAUUGGUGGUGUCUUUGCGACGGGAGGCUUCCUCUGUCUCCUCCUCCGGGCUAUUACUUCCUUUUAUUACAUGAUGAAGACUUACCUUAUGCCUGCCACCCUCACGCCCGGACUUUCCGCUUCUGCUCCCCUAAUUCCUGACUCCGACGAUUAA
Molecule: messenger RNA, 303 nt
Organism: Hydatigera taeniaeformis
Lineage: Eukaryota; Metazoa; Platyhelminthes; Cestoda; Cyclophyllidea; Taeniidae
Source: the annotation of a GenBank genome assembly